Serinus canaria (Common canary) is the source of this 4502-nucleotide messenger RNA. Its product is annotated as zinc finger protein 638. The transcript has 20 exons. Gene Ontology annotation, biological process: regulation of RNA splicing. Gene Ontology annotation, molecular function: mRNA binding; zinc ion binding. NCBI's taxonomy places the organism in Eukaryota, Metazoa, Chordata, Aves, Passeriformes, Fringillidae. The coding region runs from base 277 to 4236 and encodes 1319 amino acids. Gene Ontology annotation, cellular component: nucleus. The record is from RefSeq and is a predicted model, not a curated record.
UAUCCCCAAAAAUUCCCAUUUUUCCCCCCAGAAUUCCCAAAAAAAAUUUCCAUUUUCUCCCCAAAAUUCCCCCAAAAAAUCCCUAAAAAUUCCUAUUUUGCCUCCUCAAAAAUUCCCACAAAAAAUCCCCCAAAAUUCCCAUUUUUUCCCCCAAAACCCCCCCAAAGAAUCCCCCGAAUUUCCCAUGUUUCCCCCCAGAAUUCCCAAGCCCGAUCCCCAUUUCCCACUGUGCCGCGCGGUGUCUCUGCAGCCCGGCGGGCGGCGCUGGAGGCGGUGAUGCAGACGCUGGGCCCGGGGUUCCUGGCCGAGUUCCAGCGGCACCGCUCGCUGCCCGCGGCCGUGCAGGACUCGCUGGGCGCCGGCAGAGCCCCCGCGGAGCCCCGGAAAGGCGCCAGGAGCGGCCGCAGGGACGGAGGGGCCGGGCCCAGCUCCGCCCCCGAACCGCCGGGAACGGCGCCCGGCAAGGAGCGGGAGGAGGAGGAGGAGGAGGAGACCGGGAAGGGCCAGCCCUACAACAGGCUGCUGCGGGAGGAGCUGCUGAGCUGCGGCACGGUGCUGCAGAUCUCGGACCUGCCGGAUUCGGGAUUCUCCGACCAGGACAUCAAGAAGUUGGUGCAGCCCUUCGGGAAGGUCAGCGACCUCAUCGUGCUGCGCUCCCGCAACGAGGCCUACCUGGAGAUGAACUACAAGGAGGCCGUGAUCGCCGCCGUGCGCUUCGGGGAGACGGCGCCGCUGCUGCUCCACGGCAAGCGCGUCCGGGUCAGCGUGGCCGAGAGAGCCCAGGAAAAAAAACCUGUGAAAAAACGAGUUCUGAACCCCAAAAAAACUCCAACAAGCACCAAGAAAAUUCCCACCACCAGCACCAAGGGCCCCAAAGCCCUGGCAGGAAAAAAAGAAAAAGUGAAGAAAACCCUGGGAGAGAAGAAAGUGAAGAAAGCCUCGAAUGUGGGAGGGAAAGCGGCCGCGGAAGAUUCCGGAACUCCGGCUGAGGCCGGGCUGGAAAUUCCGGGAUCGGAGCCCUCCGAGCCCUCGGAUCCCAACGAUGCCCAUCCCAAAAUUCCCCAUCCCAACAAUCCCCAUCCCAACCCCUCCCCGGAGCCAGACGGGCCAGGGGAGCCCGGGGCAGCUGCAGAGGCAGGGCCAGAGCCUGCAGUGAGCGAGGAACCCACGGAUCCAGGCGGGAAGGAUGCCCCCGAGCCGUGCUGCGUGCUGCUGGUGUCCAACCUGCCGGCCAAGGGCUGCUCCCCCCAGGAGAUCUCCAACCUGGCCAAGCCCUUCGGGGGCCUGCGGGACCUGCUCAUCCUCUCCUCCCACAAAAAGGCGUACCUGGAGAUCCCCCGCAGAGCCGCCGAGUCCAUGGUGAAGUUCUAUGGCUGCUUCCCGAUGUGCCUGGACGGGAACCAGCUCCGCAUCCGGCACGAGCCCCGGCACCGCUCCCUGCGCGACGAGGAAGCGAUUUUCAUUGCCCUCAUCAAGGAGUCCGAUCCCAAGGCUGACGCCGCCUCCCUGCGCUCCCACCUGGUGCACCUGGGGAACCUCCCGGCCGAGGGGUUCCGGGAGCUGGAGCUGGUGUGUGCGGGGCUGCGCUUUGGCAAGGUGGAGCACUACGCCGUGCUCAGCAACCGCCGCCGGGCCAUCCUGCAGCUGGACAGCCCCAAGUCGGCGCGCUCCAUGCACAGCUUCCUGCAGCAGUAUCCCUAUUCCAUAGGGGAGCACACCCUCACCUGCUCCUUGUCCUCCCACGGAGACCUUCCCGAGGCUGAAACCGGGAAAAAGGAAGUGAAGACAGAGGACGGGAGCAAAGGAAGCUCUGGCUUGAAAAAAAUUCCAGAGGGAUUGGGAACGGUGCAAAAACCAGCUGGGAAUCCAUCGGGAGAGGCCAGGAAAGGCCAAACUCCCACCCCAAAUGUCCCGGAGGAGAUUCCAGCGGGACAGCUGGAGAUUCCCGAGUCACAGCCAGGAGAAGCAGCGAGGGAAUCGCCUGCAGGGAUGGAUGUGGAGGGAUUGGAUCCUGGAAUUGGAAUUCCCGUGGAUCCUGCUGGCAGCAAAUCGCCCGGAGCGAGGUCGGAGGAGAAACCGGCGCCGCUUUCCGGAGCGGGGACGGACAAAACUCAGGAUGAGCCGGAGCUGGAAAUCCAAAAGGAGGAUGAGGAACCCUCUGCUCCCGCCGUGGAACCUCUGGAAUCAUCCAGCAAGGCUGUCCCAGCAGCUGGAGGAAUGCCAGGAGCCAUCCCUGGAGUGUCCCCAAGCUCGGAGGAGGCUCCCGCGGUGUCACCCGGUGUCACCCAGCCCAGCACAGAGCCAGCUGCUCCAGAAGAAACUCCCAUUCCCGAGGCUGGGAAAAGCAGCCGUGAAACGUCCACGGAGAGGAAAGCUGUCCCAAAAACUCUGGAUGCUCCAGGGAAAAAAUUGGAUGUGACUGGAGCAGAGAGAGAGGCGACAGCGGAGGAACCCGUGCUCAAAAUCGGGGAAAAUCCGGGAAAGACUGGGGGCAAGGCUGAGACAGAGCCGGAGAAAACACCUGGAAAAACAUCAUCCAAGGGUGGGGAAAACUCUGGGAAUGCUGUUGGUGAGGUGCACGGGGGAAGUUCGGUUAAAAUCCCACAAAACAAAGGGAUGGGAGCUGCAAAAUCCGAAGAAAACCGCGCGGCGGCUCCGGGAAAUCCCACUGCAUCCCUGAAGGAAUCUUGCAUUGGGAAAACCCUUUUGAAGGCAGUGGUGUCCGUCCCGGACAUCCUGAAGCAGAGAAUUCCCAUCAGGAUCACCGAGCCUUCCCUGGGAAGAGCUGGGGAGCAGAAAAUCCCCCCCAAAGCGGGGCUGGAGAAGAAAAUCCCACCCAAAACCGCGACUCAGCCGGGAGCUGGGAACAGCCAAUGCAAAGGGAACGGAAAUUCCAGAGUGGAGGCACAGGGAGACGAUGGGAAGAGCUCAUCCCAGCAGGAAAAGGAUUCCCAGCUGGAACCUCAGGCGAGUUCAAAGCAGAGCCAGCAGGGAGAGAGAGGAACAUCUGGCACGAGGGAAGAUCCCAGUGGGAAUCAGGCUCCUGGUGGGGGCAGUGCUGCAGCUUGGAAAAGCAGCACCGGCAGUGCUGGAAAACAGAAGGAGGAGGAGGAGCUCUUCCCGUUUAACCUGGACGAGUUCGUCACGGUGGACGAGGUGCUGGAGGAAGCCGAGUCCCCGGUGAUGCCGCGGCGGAACCCCCCGAGGGGGAAGAGAAAAGAAGCCCCCAAAGCCAACCCUCCGGAGCCGGCGUCCAAGAGGAGGAAAGGGAAGAGUUGCGGAGCCGAAGGUGAGCUGUCCUUUGUCACCUUGGAUGAGAUCGGGGAGGAGGAGGACGCCCCGGUGCCGCUGCCGGGCGUCGACCCCCAGGGCCUGGUGGUGGUGGAUGAGGUGGUGGAAGAGGAGGAGCUGUCGGAAGCGGUGAAGGAUCCGCAGGCGCUGCUGACGCUGGAUGAGAUCUCGGAGCAGGAGGAGCCGGGCUCCCAUGGGAACGGGCCCCGGGCGGAAUUUGAGGAGCGGGAUCUGAAGGCCGAGCCCUUGGUGACGGUGGAUGAGAUUGGGGAGGUGGAGGAGCUGCCCCUCAACGAGCCCGCGGAGCUGAGCGCCGCCGAGGAGGGAAAAACCAAUCCCGGGGAUUGCGCGGCCUCCCAGGUGCCCGACGAUCCCAACGCCUUGGUGACCGUGGAUGAGAUCCAGGAGGACAACGAGGACAAUCCUCUGGUGACUCUGGAUGAGGUUAACGAGGAUGAGGAUGAUUUCCUGGCCGACUUCAAUCACCUCAAAGAGGAACUAAACUUUGUUACAGUCGACGAAGUCGGCGAUGAGGAGGAAGAAAGCACUUUCCCAGGGAAGAACCCGCCCGAGGAUGAAGAUGACGAAGAUAUUGUUGCUGUUGCAGGACCAGAAGAAAUGGGAAUUCUAGGAGAUACAAAUCCAGAGGAUGAAUUGGCUGAAAUCUCCAAGCCAAAAGCAGCUCAGCUGGGAUCAGAAGAUGGAGAACCAAAGUCUCAGCAGAAGAAAACCACUUUUCCAGGUGUCCCCAAGACACAGAGCAUUCCCAAAGCUCUGGACAUCCUGGUCCCAAAGGCCGGAUUCUUCUGCCAGAUCUGCUCCCUCUUCUACGCCGACGAGCCCUCCAUGAUCAACCACUGCAGGACCCCCCUGCACCGGCAGAACAUGGAGAAAUUCAUGGCCAAGCAGCAGGAAAGCGGCGGGGAGGAGCCGAGCUCCAGGUGAUGGAGCUUCCCAGGAGUGACACUUCGGGGCCAGUCAGUUCUGUGUGUUUGGAUUUCCUUUGUCGUUUGGGGUCGGGAAGGAGCAUCCAUGGUGUAAAAAAUCGGAGCUGGGAACAGACCAAACCCAAAGCAGGAGAGGGUUGGAUUUGUGUCUCCGAUCAUCCGACGUGGGAGAGACUGUUCCAGGUGUCUCCAGGAAAUAAAUGUUCUCACUGUAUAGUUACCCCAGGGUAGCUACAGGAAAUAAAUGUUCUUACUGUAUAGUUA